Messenger RNA from Mycotypha africana, 6318 nucleotides. RefSeq lists its product as uncharacterized. The transcript is spliced from 13 exons. Gene Ontology annotation, cellular component: transcription factor TFIID complex. Gene Ontology annotation, molecular function: chromatin binding; transcription cis-regulatory region binding; protein binding. Lineage: Eukaryota; Fungi; Mucoromycota; Mucoromycetes; Mucorales; Mycotyphaceae. Gene Ontology annotation, biological process: transcription initiation at RNA polymerase II promoter. The coding region runs from base 105 to 6122 and encodes 2005 amino acids. The record is from RefSeq and is a predicted model, not a curated record.
CCAACUUUUUUACCUAACAAAAUAAUUUUGUAGAUUCAGUCUACUUCGAACUUUAACAACGGGAAACGUUCUAUAAAAAACCUGGCUUUUCCUUUACAACGGUCAUGCAAAGAGACGCCUUGAAAAAAGCGUUUACAUUAAGUCAUGAACGAUUUGUUCUAGAAGUGGAACCCAGUAACCGAUUUCUGAGAGGUUUAGCAGAAUUAACCAUUCAGCCAUCGAACAAUAAGUUAACAACUAUAAGAAUAAAUUCACGGCAGUGCAAAAUUGAAAAGGUUUUUGUCGAUGAUGUUCCCGUUGACUUUGAUUACACCGAUGCAAUAUCAGAUCUUAACUUGGGCUCAAAUACCACGAUUGCCCACCACCAAAUGUACAAAAGUAAAUACCUGAACGCAUUAAGAGAUGCUGAUGAAGGAGAGCUUAUAGUAAAACUGCCACCGAAUACAAUAAGAGAGUUAAAAGUAGAUAGUAGUAUACACUUACAAAAUACAACAGAUCCACAAACACCCAUACAAGAUGCACGAAAUAUUGACACGACAUCAGCUAAUAAUACUCAACCAGAGGAACCAGUCGAAAUAACCUAUCAGCCACUAAUUAUACGUAUCGAAUACACAUUGGAAAACCCACGAAACGGGCUCGUUUAUGUACAAAAAGAUGAAGACAUUGCACCUUACCGUUCCAACCAUGUAUAUACAGUAAAUCAGCCGUUGCCAGGGGGAACGCGAUCCUGGUUACCAUGUAUUGAUAGAAUUUCAGAGAGAUGUACUUGGGAUAUGGAAUUUAUAGUACCGCGCAAAGAUGAAGGAAAUCCUGUACCUGAGGCUGAAGACGAAGCAGAAGGUUCAUUUGAUGAAGUAGACGGAUUAAUGGUUGUUUGCAGUGGCGACGUUGUUGAACAGGUUAUUCAUCCAACAGACAAUACAAAAAAAAUCGUUCACUAUAGCCUGUCAGUACCUACACCUGCACCUUUUAUUGGAUUUGCUAUCGGACCUUUUGAAAUGAUCAAACUAUCACCAUCACAGUUACAAGAGGAAGUUUUGACAGCAACCAACUUGGAUGAAAAUCAACAACAAUCUUUAAUGGCCGAAAUUAAUAUGAUGUGUAAUAUUUACGCUUUUGCAUUGCCUGGUUUAGAGGAAGAACUAAAUGUUACUUGUAGUUUCUUGAUGCAUGCUAUGCACUUUUAUACUCAAGAAUAUGGCUCUUAUCCAUUUUCGGAUUACAAAGUCGUAUUUGUAGAAGAUACUUGGGCCGAUACAGCAUCAAGUGCUUCCUUAGCAAUUUGUAGCUCCAAAUUAUUGCAUACUGCAGAUAUUAUUGACCAAAUAUACGACACAAGGAGGGAGAUGAGUCAAGCAUUGGCUAGACAAUGGUUUGGCAUUUAUAUCGUGCAGAAAUCUUGGCCAGAUACUUGGCUUGUUCGUGGUUUAGCAAAUUUAAUGGGAUCAUUAUUCAUAAAAAGGCAUCUGGGCAACAAUGAAUAUCGGUUAAGGCUUAAAAAGGAUAUGGAAUUAUGUUGUAAAUUAGAUGUGAACCGUCCACCGCUAUGUAAUCCAGCCUUACCUUAUCCACUUGACCCCGAGGAUUUGGAAUUUAUUGAAAUGAAGGCACCUAUAGUUAUUUACAUGCUUGACAAAAGAAUGUGUAAAGGCGGUGGCACAUUAGGCUUAUCGAGAGUUUUGCCAAAAAUUCUUGUGAGCGCUAUGAGCGGUGAAUUAGCGCAGAAUGCAAUUAGCACGCAUUAUUUCUUACGAUUAUGCCGAAAAGUCAGUGGAUUCGAUACAAAGGUGUUCGCAGAGCAGUGGGUUUACCGAAGUGGUUGUCCGAAGUUUUCCUUUUCAUUCCAUUUCAAUCGUAAGAAAAUGGUUGUAGAAAUUUAUAUGCGUCAAGAAAAUACAAAUACACCACUGGCAGUGGGGCACGAACAUUUAGGACCUAGUUUAGAUGGAAGUGCUGCUAAUUAUCAAGAGUUAAUGUGUCCCAUGUUCACAGGCAAUUUGACUGUCCGUAUUCACGAAGCUGAUGGUACACCGUAUGAACAUAUUCUUGACAUUCAGUCCACGGAGCAAAAGUUUGAGGUUCAAUUCAACACAAAGUACAAACGUAUCCGUAGAAAUACAAAACGUUUCUUAGCAAAACAAGCUGCUGCAGCUGCUGCAGUUGCUGAAGAAGAACAGGAAAAUGAGGAGGGCGCAGAGCAGACAACCGUAUUAGGUAUUAUUCCAAGCUUAGGCCUUGGUAUGCCUGUAUUUGAAGACCCAAUACAAAAGCAAGAAUGGCGGGUUUUGGAAUGGGGCCAAGACGAGGAAGACACUAGCGGUGCUGCUAGUGCAAUGUUUGACUGGAUUCGAUUAGAUGCAGAGUUUGAAUGGUUGUGUAUCUGCGACUUUAAACAACCUGAUUAUAUGUGGGCCGCUCAAUUGACAAAGGAUCGUGACGUCGUAGCUCAACAUGAAGCAAUUGAUGCAUUAAAGCAUAUGCCAUCGUUACCCACUGCUACUAGUUUAUUGCGUGCUGUAUUGGACCCUAAGUGUUUCUACAAAAUACGUAUGGAGGCAGCUUAUGGCCUAGCUUCAUGUGCAAUAAGGAACCUAAAUUGGGUUGGCUUGCAUCAGUUAAACAAGAUGUUCCAAAAGAGGUUCUGCUUUCCGGUCAAUAAUAACCCGUCCAAAAUGGAAGAAGACGAUUUCCCCAUCACCAACUCUAUCCCCAAGCCUAACAACUUUUCGAACCUGUCGGACUACUUCCUUCAAAAAGCAACUGUUGUGGCAUUCUCGCAAAUCCGUGAUGAGAAUGGUUUGACACCUAUUCGGGUUCGCCAGUUCUUACUGAAUCUCUUGAAGUAUAAUGAUAAUAUAGGGAAUGAGUUUUCAGAUUGUUAUUAUGUUGCAACGCUCAUUUCAUCACUAGGCAAUGCUUUGAUACCCGCUCACGAUAAACCAGAUGCCCUACAUUAUGAAGAUAUUGCCGGUGAAGAGGUUAAUGCUGAAGCAAAGGAGGAAAUUGAACGAUUCCGUACUUUGGACUAUGUCAUUCCUUCAUAUCAUAAUGUCAUCACUGUCACUUGCUUACGAACAAUGACGAAACUAAUGUUAAAGGAUUUAUUGCCCGUCAAUAUACCAAUGUUUAUGCAAUAUACAAGAUACGGCAAUUAUCUUGAAGUUAGAUUAGCUGCUUUCGAUAGUUUGUUUUUAAUAUGUGGAUUGCAAAACCCGACUAUCAACAAAUACUUUUUAGAGGUGAUAAAGGAUGAUGCUUGUGCUUAUGUUUCUCAUUAUGUCGCACGAGCUAUGCUUGAAUGGUUAGGUUUGGCAAUGAAAGAAUCUUCAGAUACGCCUACGAUGACAAAUCAAUUUGUUGAAGAAUUUGCUGAAGAGGAAGGUAGAGUUGUUAUCGAUGAUGAACGAACAGCAACUAAGAAGACUGCGCAACAGGAGUUCCAGGCUAGCAUUGAGAGUUUGCGAAAGCGUUUCGAAGGCAAUAUCGAGUUGCAGCAAACUUUAUGGGGGUUGUUAAAUACGGCAGAAAAUGCCAAAUUAGAUCAUUGCAUCCGUAAAUACUUACUACAGUUCUGUGAGUAUGUCUUCAAACCGAUUGAUGUAGGCCUCAAGGUUACAAUCCGGGUUCCCUCAAUUUCAUCAAUGCCUGAUUUGAGUGAGGAAGGAGGCUCAGAGCCGUCUACGCCUACUUCACACCCCGUUAUCCGCUUUACUAAGCCGAAACCAAAGACUGAAGAAAUACACGAGGAACCUAUGGACAUAGAAACGCCAGCUGAAGUUAAACCCAUUACCAGUACAGGUAUAUUGGUGGAUGAACCAGCUACAUUAGAUUCUGCAAGCACGAACGUUUCUUCCAUCACACAGCCACCUUCCACUUCAUUAACUGUUGCUCCAGUCGAAACUGCAGCACCUCCUGAGAAACCGAAGAUUUCUGUGUCCUUGCCUGCACCACCUCCAGCCUCCAAGUCAUCAUCCAAGCCAUCAUCCAAGCCAACACCCAAGCCAACACCCAAGCCAACACCCAAGAUAGUAGCAAUAUCAAAGCCUGCGCCAUCAUCAAAAUCCGUUUCAUCAUCUGAGAUAAAGACGACUGUACCAGCAGUAUCUGAGCCAGCACCAAAACCCAAACAUAAAAAAAUAGACAGUGCUGCAGCUGAGGAGCUUAAAAAAUGUAGGCGUGUUUUCAACAAGCUUAAUAAAAGCCCCUCUGCAGUAUACUUUAUUCAACCUGUGGAUGAAGUGUUGGAUGGUGCUCCUGGUUAUUAUACCAUUAUCACAAAACCAAUGGACCUUAGUACGAUUAAGCGUAAAGUUGAAAGCAAGGAAUACACCAAAUUCGGUCAAUUCGAAGAUGAUCUUCGUUUGAUGAUAAACAAUUGUUUUGUUUAUAAUGCUCCGGGUACUCUUGUUUACAAUGCAGGUAUGGAUUUGGAAGAGUUACUCGAUAAGGAAGUUGCCAAUCUACGCGGUAAAAAGAACGAAGAAGUACAAAAUAUGACUAUUGUAGAAAGCCCUGCUACAACACCUAAGACCACAACACCAACGCCAAUGGAAAUACUACCCCCAGAUCCAGUGCCUACUCCCGUUGCAAAAGCUUCACCAUCUCCCAGUAUCGAUUUUGCUAAUGGCACCCUAUCUCAACCUGCUUCUACACCAGAAAAGACAGUUGCUUCUAUACCCAAGAGUUCAGCUCCUACUAAACCAACGCUUAAAACUCCUGUGCCAGUAGAAGUUAAAUCCCCAAGCGCUACAACAGUAUCAAUUACAACAACUAAUUCUACGAGCAGUAAAUCACCAUCUCACGAAAAGGUGAGCAAAGCUAAACCUGCCACUGUUAAAUCUGAGAUGACCGAGAGCAACAAAAAGCGAUGUGAGCGUGUUCUCAAAAAAUUAUGGGCGCAUCAAGCCUCUCAACCCUUUUAUGAACCUGUUGAUGCAGUCGCUCUAGGGGUGCCUAACUACUAUGAAAUUAUCAAGCGGCCUAUGGAUCUCUCGACCAUUCGUAAAAAGUUCAACGAAAACAAGUAUGAAACAAUUUGGGAGUUCGAGAAGGAUGUGCGUCAAAUUUUCUGGAAUUGUUAUGGCUUUAAUGAUCAUUCUUCAUGGGUUGUCAAACAGUGCCAAGCUUUGGAAACGUUUUUCAAUCAAGUUUGGUCUACUGAAUUUGCACAACCAAAUGCAUUGAAGGGUGACGAUAGACGUAUUGCUCAGAAAGUUGUGAAUAAGUUAACGUUGCAUGAUGCAGCUGCUAUCUUUAAUGAACCAGUAGAUCCAGACACUUUGCCUGAUUAUUUCGUAGUUAUUAAGCAUCCUAUGGAUCUUCGUACAAUCUGGGAACAAUUGGAGAGCGGUAAAUAUACAAGUUUGACGGCACUGGACAGUGACAUCCGACUUGUCUUUAAGAAUUGUUUCACGUACAACACGCAAGGUACAUUUGGUUAUGAUCAAGGUAAAAGACUUGAAAAAUACUAUAACAAUAUCAAUAAGGAGUUGCGCGCUCGUAUUGCUGCUGCAGCGUCUACAACAUCAGCGACGCCAACAUCGACGACAUCAUCAUCUACGCCAACGAGCACCACGACGAAUAAUCAUGAAACUGCCCCCACACCCACAAAACGACCCCAUCCGUCUGCUGUCCCAUCUCCCAAAACACCUUCAAUAGACGACCAUCAUCCUGCCAAAAAGUCUAAACUUUCGAGCCCUGAAAAGCCUGCAAAGAAGCUUCAUCCUACCAUCAAAACCAAAAUGGAAUCCCUUUUGCGUAAAAUGAUUAAUCGUAAAGAAUCCUUUGGGUUUUUGGAACCUGUGGACCCUAUUGCUUUGAAUAUCCCUCAUUAUCCAAUUAUCAUUAAAAAUCCAAUGGAUUUCGGUACCAUGCACAAAAAUCUAAAAGAGGGACGAUAUAAAAAUGUCAAGCAGUUUGAGGCUGAUGCUCGCUUGGUAUUCAACAACUGUUACAUGUUCAAUGGACUGGACCACCCUCUUUCGCAAAAUGCUAAAGUACUUGAAGGUAUAUUAAACAAGGAAGUGCCCAAUUUGCAGCGAGAAGAAGAGCAAUUGAAGAGCGGUACUGGCUCAACGGCUGUAGUGUCUUCAAAGCAGAAAGGAAAGACAGUUUCGAAAUAGUCAAAAUACAGUACCACAAAAUAUAAUUAAUACUGAAGACUACUUCUAGUCUAUCACCUGUAUAUAGUAUAAUUAAAGAUCUCAUGACAGAAUAAAAGCAUUAUUUUUCUUAAUUGAUAAUUUAUGCGCAAGAACAGGGAGGGACAUCUGGAGAGUCGAUCAGAACAGAACACGUCUCCACGUCUCUCCGGGAUUU